AUGCUUGGCCGGCCGGAAGCAGCUGAGACCCAGCCUACCGCCCGAGGUUAAUUCAGCCAGGAAAGGGGGCGGGAAGGGCUGUCGGGGGCAGCUGUCAGUUCGCCACCAUGAACGUGGUUUUUGCUGUGAAGCAGUAUAUUUCCAAAAUGAUCGAGGACAGCGGGCCCGGCAUGAAGGUGCUUCUCAUGGAUAAAGAAACGACCGGCAUAGUGAGUAUGGUCUACACACAGUCAGAGAUCCUCCAGAAGGAAGUGUACCUCUUCGAGCGAAUCGAUUCUCCAAAUCGAGAGAUCAUGAAACACCUAAAAGCAAUUUGUUUUCUUCGACCCACAAAGGAGAAUGUAGACUAUGUAAUUCAGGAGCUCCGAAGACCCAGAUACAGCAUCUAUUUUAUUUAUUUCAGUAACGUGAUCAGCAAGAGUGAUGUGAAGGCGUUGGCUGAGGCUGACGAGCAGGAAGUCGUGGCUGAAGUUCAGGAAUUUUAUGGUGAUUACAUUGCUGUGAACCCACAUUUGUUUUCCCUCAAUAUUUUGGGUUGCUGUCAGGGUCGAAAUUGGGAUCCAGCCCAGCUAUCCAGAACAACUCAAGGGCUGACAGCUCUCCUCUUAUCUCUCAAGAAGUGCCCCAUGAUUCGUUACCAGCUUUCGUCAGAGGCUGCAAAGAGACUUGGAGAAUGUGUUAAGCAAGUGAUAAGUAAAGAAUACGAGCUCUUUGAAUUCCGGCGGACAGAGGUCCCUCCCCUGCUUCUCAUCCUGGACCGCUGUGAUGACGCCAUCACCCCGCUGCUCAACCAGUGGACAUACCAGGCCAUGGUCCAUGAGCUGCUGGGCAUAAACAACAACCGCAUUGACCUUUCCAGAGUGCCAGGGAUCAGCAGGGACUUGCGGGAGGUGGUCCUGUCUGCUGAGAAUGAUGAAUUCUAUGCUAACAACAUGUACCUGAACUUUGCAGAGAUUGGGAGCAACAUAAAGAAUCUCAUGGAAGACUUCCAGAAGAAGAAACCAAAAGAACAGCAAAAGCUGGAAUCCAUAGCAGACAUGAAGGCCUUUGUUGAGAAUUAUCCGCAGUUCAAGAAGAUGUCUGGGACUGUGUCAAAGCACGUGACAGUGGUCGGAGAGCUGUCUCGGUUGGUCAGUGAGCGGACUCUGCUGGAGGUCUCAGAGGUUGAGCAAGAACUGGCCUGUCAGAAUGACCACUCGAGUGCCCUCCAGAAUGUGAAGAGACUCCUGCAGAACCCUAAAGUCACAGAGUUGGAUGCCGCUCGCCUGGUGAUGCUUUACGCUCUGCAUUAUGAGAGACACAGCAGCAACAGCCUGCCAGGCCUCAUAAUGGACCUCAGGAGCAAAGGUGUUUCUGACAAGUACCGCAAGCUUGUGUCGGCAGUGGUUGAAUAUGGUGGUAAACGGGUUAGAGGAAGCGACCUCUUCAGCCCCAAAGACGCUGUGGCUAUUACCAAACAGUUCCUCAAAGGACUGAAGGGAGUGGAGAAUGUAUACACACAGCACCAGCCGUUCCUGCACGAGACCCUGGACCAUCUCAUCAAGGGGAAGCUCAAGGAAAGCCUCUACCCCUACUUAGGCCCCAGCACUCUCAGGGACAGGCCUCAGGACAUCAUCGUGUUCAUCAUUGGAGGAGCCACCUAUGAAGAAGCCCUGACAGUUUAUAACCUGAACCGCACCACUCCUGGGGUGAGGAUUGUUCUGGGAGGAACAACAGUACACAACACCAAAAGUUUCCUCGAGGAAGUCCUGGCUUCUGGGCUGCACAAGCGCAGGGAGAGCUCACAGCCCACCUCCAGGCCAGCAAGCAGAAGGUGAGACAGCGAUGGAGAGCCGCAGGAGUGGCCCGGCCUCCC
Molecule: messenger RNA, 1855 nt
Organism: Acomys russatus (golden spiny mouse)
Lineage: Eukaryota; Metazoa; Chordata; Mammalia; Rodentia; Muridae
Gene: Vps45
Product: vacuolar protein sorting 45 homolog
Exons: 15
Coding region: 108-1817 (569 amino acids)
Biological process (GO): vesicle-mediated transport; intracellular protein transport
Cellular component (GO): Golgi membrane
Source: RefSeq, a predicted model, not a curated record